Molecule: messenger RNA, 3742 nt
Organism: Oncorhynchus mykiss (rainbow trout)
Lineage: Eukaryota; Metazoa; Chordata; Actinopteri; Salmoniformes; Salmonidae
Source: RefSeq, a predicted model, not a curated record
UACCCCCCCCCCCCCCCCCUCCCCAGAGUCUUAUAGAAAACAAGAAUUGCUGUGUUAUCAAGUGACCAGCACAAAUAGAAGGAUAUAAAUAAAUAUUUUUUUUAAAGAAUUUAUCUUAAUCCCAAAAUAUAUUUAGCAUGGUGCCAGUCUUAUUUGUUAGUUUAGUGGAGGAUCAUUUUGUUAGUUUUAGUGGAGGAUCAUUUUGUUAGUUUAGUGGAGGAUAAUUUUGUUAGUUUAGUGGAGGGUCAUUUUGUUAGUUUAGUGGAGGAGCAUUUUGUUAGUUUAGUGGAGGGUCAUUUUGUUAGUUUAGUGGAGGAUCAUUUUGUUAGUUUAGUGGAGGGUCAUUUUGUUAGUUUUAGUGGAGGAUCAUUUUGUUAGUUUAGUGGAGGGUCAUUUUGUUAGUUUAGUGGAGGGUCAUUUUGUUAGUUUUAGUGGAGGAUCAUUUUGUUAGUUUAGUGGCAGAUCAUUUUGUUAGGUUAGUGGAGGGUCAUUUUGUUAGUUUAGUGGAGGAGCAUUUUGUUAGUUUAGUGGAGGAUCAUUUUGUUAGUUUAGUGGAGGGUCAUUUUGUUAGUUUAGUGGAGGAGCAUUUUGUUAGUUUAGUGGAGGAUCAUUUUGUUAGUUUAGUGGAGGGUCAUUUUGUUAGUUUAGUGGAGGGUCAUUUUGUUAGUUUUAGUGGAGGAUCAUUUUGUUAGUUUAGUGGAGGGUCAUUUUGUUAGUUUUAGUGGAGGAUCAUUUUGUUAGUUUAGUGGAGGGUCAUUUUGUUAGUUUAGUAGAGGGUCAUUUUGUUAGUUUAGUGGAGGGUCAUUUUGUUAGUUUAGUGGAGGAGCAUUUUGUUAGUUUAGUGGAGGAUCAUUUUGUUAGUUUAGUGGAGGGUCAUUUUGUUAGUUUUAGUGGAGGGUCAUUUUGUUAGUUUAGUGGAGGGUCAUUUUGUUAGUUUAGUGGAGGGUCAUUUUGUUAGUUUUAGUGGAGGAUAAUUUUGUUAGUUUAGUGGAGGAUCAUUUUGUUAGUUUAGUGGAGGGUCAUUUUGUUAGUUUAGUGGAGGGUCAUUUUGUUAGUUUUAGUGGAGGAUCAUUUUGUUAGUUUAGUGGAGGGUCAUUUUGUUAGUUUAGUGGAGGGUCAUUUUGUUAGUUUUAGUGGAGGAUCAUUUUGUUAGUUUAGUGGAGGGUCAUUUUGUUAGUUUUAGUGGAGGAUCAUUUUGUUAGUUUAGUGGAGGGUCAUUUUGUUAGUUUAGUGGAGGGUCAUUUUGUUAGUUUAGUGGAGGGUCAUUUUGUUAGUUUAGUGGAGGAGCAUUUUGUUAGUUUAGUGGAGGAUCAUUUUGUUAGUUUAGUGGAGGGUCAUUUUGUUAGUUUUAGUGGAGGGUCAUUUUGUUAGUUUAGUGGAGGGUCAUUUUGUUAGUUUAGUGGAGGGUCAUUUUGUUAGUUUUAGUGGAGGAUCAUUUUGUUAGUUUAGUGGAGGAUCAUUUUGUUAGUUUAGUGGAGGGUCAUUUUGUUAGUUUAGUGGAGGGUCAUUUUGUUAGUUUUAGUGGAGGAUCAUUUUGUUAGUUUAGUGGAGGGUCAUUUUGUUAGUUUAGUGGAGGGUCAUUUUGUUAGUUUAGUGGAGGGUCAUUUAGUUAGCUUGGUUUUAUUCAUGAUCUUGUCACGUGAGAAGAGUUGAUUUGUACAUACAUGUGAUUGUAUCUGUUUUACAGCACAGCUGAGAACGCUGUCAUUGUCACUCAUGUUGUGAAGGGAUGAGAACACGUUUUAAUGGAUGGAGAAGAAUUGUUCGUGGUUUAAAAUAAACAUUUGUGUUCUUAAGUGAAUGUUCUUUGAUACCAUCCCCCCUCUAUUGGUUCUGUGCGGGAUAACGGACAUGCAGUCAUAAUAUAGUUCAUCUAUAACUGUCACCUCUCUGUUGUAACUUGCCACCAUAUUACACUGGGCUUUUACAAAAGUCAGGAACAGUAUUUAAAAAUAGAAAUGGACUUUUUAAGAUGAUAUUUUUUUGUCCACAGAGUAUGGUUGUAUGUGAUGUGCUUUGUUUACACGUUACGAAUCACCAUCAUUUGCAACAAAAUCUCAAAUCGUUUCUUUUUUGAAUCGACGUUGCUGUGACAAAAUAAACUUUUAUUUCAAAUUGUGAUAUGUUUUUACAAAUAUCCAAAAAAGAGAGGUAAUGGAGUUUCUCUAUACUGAUGUCCUAGAUCAAAUAGAGGUGUUUAUAAUAUAUUUACCUAAAAGUUUUUUUCUAAUACAGAUUUAAAAAAUAACUUGUUUUGGUGCUGAUAAAAGUAAAAACAAUCCCUCUGCAAAAGCCUGUCAAAAAUAAUCUGCAUCUUGUACCACAAUGUAUCUCAUCUUGUACCUUGUACCAUGUUCCGUUCCAAUGUAUCUCAUCUUGUACCAUGUUCCGUUCCAAUGUAUCUCAUCUUGUACCAUGUUCCGUUCCAAUGUAUCUCAUCUUGUACCAUGUUCCGUUCCAAUGUAUCUCAUCUUGUACAAUGUUCCGUUCCAAUGUAUCUCAUCUUGUACCAUGUUCCGUUCCAAUGUAUCUCAUCUUGUACCUUGUACCAUGGUCCGUUCCAAUGUAUCUCAUCUUGUACCAUGUUCCGUUCCAAUGUAUCUCAUCUUGUACCAUGUUCCGUUCCAAUGUAUCUCAUCUUGUACCAUGUUCCGUUCCAAUGUAUCUCAUCUUGUACAAUGUUCCGUUCCAAUGUAUCUCAUCUUGUACCAUGUUCCGUUCCAAUGUAUCUCAUCUUGUACCUUGUACCAUGUUCCGUUCCAAUGUAUCUCAUCUUGUACCAUGUUCCGUUCCAAUGUAUCUCAUCUUGUACCAUGUUCCGUUCCAAUGUAUCUCAUCUUGUACCAUGUUCCGUUCCAAUGUAUCUCAUCUUGUACCAUGUUCCGUUCCAAUGUAUCUCAUCUUGCACCAUGUUCCGUUCCAAUGUAUCUCAUCUUGUACCUUGUACCAUGUUCCGUUCCAAUGUAUCUCAUCUUGUACCAUGUUCCGUUCCAAUGUAUCUCAUCUUGUACCAUGUUCCGUUCCAAUGUAUCUCAUCUUUUACCUUGCACCAUGUUCCGUUCCAAUGUAUCUCAUCUUGUACCAUGUUCCGUUCCAAUGUAUCUCAUCUUGUACCUUGUACCAUGGUCCGUUCCAAAGUAUCUCAUUUUGUACCAUGUUCCGUUCCAAUGUAUCUCAUCUUGUACCAUGUUCCGUUCCAAUGUAUCUCAUCUUGUACAAUGUUCCGUUCCAAUGUAUCUCAUCUUGUACCAUGUUCCGUUCCAAUGUAUCUCAUCUUGUACCUUGUACCAUGUUCCGUUCCAAUGUAUCUCAUCUUGUACCAUGUUCCGUUCCAAUGUAUCUCAUCUUGUACCAUGUUCCGUUCCAAUGUAUCUCAUCUUGUACCAUGUUCCGUUCCAAUGUAUCUCAUCUUGUACCAUGUUCCGUUCCAAUGUAUCUCAUCUUGUACCUUGUACCAUGUUCCGUUCCAAUGUAUCUCAUCUUGUACCAUGUUCCGUUCCAAUGUAUCUCAUCUUGUACCAUGUUCCGUUCCAAUGUAUCUCAUCUUGUACCAUGUUCCGUUCCAAUGUAUCUCAUCUUGUACCAUGUUCCGUUCCAAUGUAUCUCAUCUUGUACCAUGUACUACGUUCUGCCAUGAAUUGCAAUGUUUCUAUCAUGUCCAUCUCGCAUUUGUCCAUGUCCCAAACGGCACCCUAUUCCCUAUAUAGUGACAAGGGCCCCGGUCAAAACUAGUGCACUAUAA